AAGGAGGCGUGGAAUUAGUAGAAUGGAGCCUGGAAUUAGCAGCUCCUCCAUAAAACCCUGCAAGCAGCAAAACUGGUACUGUGUGCUUAAACCCUUUGAAGGUUUGACCACGAUGUCCGCUUCAACCAUUAUAUCGAGAUUGUCAUCUCGUUCCCAAUCUCUGGUUCUCAAAGUCCACAAAAAUGCAAUGGUACCAGCUUUUUCUCCGUUCAAAUCGGUUAAUCAAUCUCAGGUUUCUCAGUCCGUUAGGCGCGCUCAUGGAAUUUCAAGAUUACCAUUGGAGUUGAGCAGUCUGGUGGGAUCGAUGAUGCCUUUACACAGCGCAAUCGCUUCUGCUCGCCUGAUCUCCAUCCUUUCAGUGGAAUCUCAGAGUUGGGGGAUGAUUCCCCAGGGAAUCUCAAUGCCUUUAUGACAGCAUAUCCUUCUUGAUGAACUAUAUCACCAGACAGAUUUCUGUUGGGCAAGGAUGUCUAGUUUUCACUUUUCCUUUUCCUCUCUACGAACAUCUAAACUUGCGAAAUGAAUUCUUCAGGGAACUCUUGGUCGCCUAUAUGAGCAACUGGUUUGUUUUUUAUGUGGGUUACUACUCUGUUUCCUAACAUGCAUUGUUUCAGAAAGUUUCCUAGUGCUCAACAAGAUGCCAGACCGUUCAAAUAGAAAUACUGUUCAUUCACCUCUAGGUCUCAUGAUUGACAGAUUGUGAGAUGUUCCAACUGUAGAACUGUUGAAUCUUCUGUCUAAAAUUUAUAAGCCUGGACAAGUAUAGUUAGAGAGGCAUUUUGCUGCUUCGGUUUAUUCUCCUGGACGUUCAAACUGAAGAUGCGUGGAUAUAGCUAUGUAACUUGAGGAACAGAAUUCGAUGAAAAACCUAUUAUUUGCAUGGAAUUGAUGACCUGGUCUUGUUUGACUGCGA
This is a messenger RNA of Macadamia integrifolia, 913 nucleotides long. RefSeq lists its product as uncharacterized. Lineage: Eukaryota; Viridiplantae; Streptophyta; Magnoliopsida; Proteales; Proteaceae. The transcript is spliced from 3 exons. The record is from RefSeq and is a predicted model, not a curated record. The coding region runs from base 23 to 412 and encodes 129 amino acids. Gene Ontology annotation, cellular component: mitochondrion.